AUGGUCUGCUGCUGCACAGAGGUGGAGGGCGAGGAGAGGCAUCUCGGCCUGACUUUUUGCAGGAAUCAGUCUACGACACUGAACAUUCCUUAUCGAGCAAGGCACCCGGUUCGCUGUGUUAACGGACCAGCAAAGGAGAAUAACCCUCCACACCUUGCUGAAGCUCACAUCGAUGAGCUGCUUCGCUCCCAGGGAGGCAAAUGCAUGCAUCGCUUAAAAGCACAGCCACAUGGAGGACCGGGCCGUGGGGAGGCUGAGACAAGGGAAUGCAUUUACUACAACGCCAACUGGGAGCUGGAGAAGACCAACCAGAGCGGCGUGGAGCGCUGCGAGGGGGAGAAGGACAAGCGGCUCCACUGCUACGCCUCCUGGAGAAACAACUCAGGCUCCAUUGAGCUGGUGAAGAAAGGCUGCUGGUUAGAUGACUUCAACUGUUAUGACAGGCAGGAGUGUGUAGCCACAGAAGAAAACCCUCAAGUAUUUUUCUGCUGCUGCGAGGGCAACUAUUGCAAUGAGAAAUUUACCCAUUUGCCUGAAGUCACCGGCCCAGAAGUUAUAUACGAGCCGCCGCCACCAACACCCUCCCUGCUCAACAUCCUGGUGUACUCGCUGCUCCCCAUUGCUGUCCUCUCCAUGGCCAUCCUCUUGGCCUUCUGGAUGUACCGUCACCGCAAGCCUCCCUACGGGCACGUUGACAUUAAUGAGGACCCUGGCCCACCACCCCCUUCUCCCCUGGUUGGCCUAAAGCCUCUGCAGCUCUUGGAGAUCAAGGCGAGGGGACGCUUUGGCUGCGUGUGGAAGGCUCAGCUGAUGAAUGACUACGUAGCAGUUAAAAUCUUCCCUAUUCAGGAUAAGCAGUCUUGGCAGAGUGAGAGGGAGAUUUUCAAUACUCCUGGCAUGAAGCAUGAAAACCUUUUGCAGUUUAUCGCAGCAGAGAAAAGAGGGACAAACCUAGAGACGGAGCUCUGGCUGAUCACAGCUUUCCACGACAAGGGCUCUCUGACGGAUUACCUGAAGGGCAAUAUUAUCAGCUGGAAUGAGCUCUGCCAUGUUGCAGAAACGAUGGCCCGUGGCUUGUCCUACCUUCAUGAAGAUGUCCCUUGGUGCAAAGGUGAAGGACACAAGCCUGCUAUAGCACACAGGGACUUCAAGAGUAAAAAUGUCUUGCUGAAGAACGACUUGACGGCAGUGCUAGCCGAUUUUGGACUAGCUGUACGGUUUGAACCUGGAAAACCUCCAGGGGACACUCAUGGACAGGUGGGAACAAGGAGGUAUAUGGCUCCUGAAGUGUUAGAGGGAGCAAUCAACUUCCAACGAGACGCCUUCCUGAGAAUAGACAUGUAUGCAAUGGGACUGGUGCUGUGGGAGCUAGUCUCCAGAUGUAGAGCAGUUGAUGGUCCAGUGGAUGAAUACAUGCUGCCUUUCGAAGAAGAAAUAGGUCAGCACCCAUCCCUCGAGGACCUGCAAGAAGUGGUGGUUCACAAGAAGAUGCGCCCCGUGUUCAAGGAUCACUGGCUGAAACACCCUGGCUUGGCGCAGCUCUGCGUGACCAUCGAAGAGUGCUGGGACCACGACGCGGAGGCUCGGCUCUCGGCAGGCUGUGUCGAGGAGCGCAUUGCGCAGAUCCGCAAGUCUGUAAACGGCACUACCUCGGACUGCCUCGUCUCCAUCGUGACGUCCGUCACCAACGUGGACUUGCCGCCCAAAGAGUCUAGUAUCUAAGUCCUGGUUCACUUUUGUCUUUCCAGACUCAGUGGAUUUAAAAAAAAAGGAAAAAAGUUUAAAAAAAAAAAAAAAA
This is a messenger RNA of Leptosomus discolor (cuckoo roller), 1798 nucleotides long. The record is from RefSeq and is a predicted model, not a curated record. Lineage: Eukaryota; Metazoa; Chordata; Aves; Leptosomiformes; Leptosomidae.